AUGGAUGACAAUUUAUCGGAUUACGAGGAUUCCUCAUAUGAUUGUCCGACAUUAAGUGCCUAUUAUGACUUCGAGACGGAUUAUGGGAUUGUCGGAUGUGUCAUAGCCUCAUUUGGAAUACUGGGAAAUUUUAUAUCCAUAGUUGUGCUAUCUCAAGCAAGGCUCAAUUCAACAACCUCAUUCUUCUUACGAUGUCUCGCUAUUUAUGAUACAAUUCUGUUAUUUCUACAAGUGCUUAUAUAUGCCAUUCCGUGGAUUAUGGAUAUGUGUAGUUUUUGGGAUCAUAUCUUAUUAGCUGCUUUAUUUAUGGUAUAUCCAUUAUCAGCUGUCGCUCAUACAGGUUCUAUAUACAUGGUUGUGGUUCUUGCCUUAGAACGUUAUUUAGCUGUUUCCAAACCUUUUCAUGCCAUAUCAAAAUGGACGUAUAACCGCGCUCGGAAAAUUUCCCUUAUUGUGUUAGUCUGGGCAUUUGUAUAUAACGCCCCGAGAUUUUUCGAAUACAAACCUCAACUGUACCAUGAUGGUUCCUGGAACAGAACCUGGUUAAAUUCCCAUUCCACCUCACUGACUACUAAUUCGAUGUACAUAAUGAUUUAUCUGGGCUAUAUCAGCUUAGUGAUUGAGAUUAUCGUACCACUAAUAGUACUUACUGUAUUUCAUAUACAACUUUUACAUCUAUUACGAACCAGGCAUAAGUCGAUACUAAGAAUCAAUGCUGUUCGCCAAGCAGACAGACACACACUUACAGCAACAAUAUUUGCGAUAACGUUUAUACUGUUUGGUUGUCAGAGUUUUGUGUUUGCCUACAAUAUUUUACAUUCUACGUUAUGGAAAUCGAGAUGUACCUUGGCAUGUUUUCACGUGCAUCAUAUCACCAUCCUAGUCAUCAUGCUAAAUUCAGCAGUUAAUUUUAUAUUUUACUGUUUAUUGGGUAGAAAGUUCAGAUUGGUUUUAUUUGAAUUGGUACUGGGUCGUAGAACCACCAUGAUCACAAUGAAGUCAUCAGAAGGUAAUGGUCAUUCGCUGGUCAGUAUGGGAAUGUCCACAUGA
This is a messenger RNA of Lottia gigantea (owl limpet), 1050 nucleotides long. RefSeq lists its product as hypothetical. The record is from RefSeq and is a predicted model, not a curated record. Gene Ontology annotation, molecular function: G protein-coupled receptor activity. Gene Ontology annotation, biological process: G protein-coupled receptor signaling pathway. The transcript has a single exon. Lineage: Eukaryota; Metazoa; Mollusca; Gastropoda; Lottiidae. Gene Ontology annotation, cellular component: membrane. The coding region runs from base 1 to 1050 and encodes 349 amino acids.